CACACCUGUGAACGCUUUCCACCGACUGUUUCUCUCUUCUCAGCUUCCAGGCCCCGCUCAGUCUCACCUCCCCCUGUUCAGAACUCCAUUCCCAAACUUCAACUCUCUCUCUCUCUCUCUCUCUCUCUCUCUCUCUCUGAGAAGGAUAGUCGCAGAAAAGUUCUUAUCACUUAUUGCAUGUGCCAACAGCCAAAGCGGAACUCCUUGUUUUGUGAAGUUUGUUCUAUGCUUCUUGGCUGCAGCAAUAGAAAGAUCUCCAAGCAUAGGUAGUGCUUAAUGGCGUUGCCUUCCAUUGACUUGGUGAAAAGUGUGUUCUUUACCUAUCUGAAUUAAUGUUCUGGUUUGAGGCCUCCUUCAGUGGGUCGUGGAGUACUUUUGGUGACAAGUCUCCGUUAAUAAGGAGAAAGAAAAAUGCUCCUUUGGUCUUGGUUCUUUCUUGUUAUUUACCUAUUCUACUAGCAGAGAGGAAAAACAGCAGUAGUGGAAGAGAGUAAAAGAAAGAGCUCCUCAAAAUUUUAGCUUUUGGUUGUUAGAUAUUUAUUAGUUAUUUUCAACCAGAAUAGGGGAGAAGAAGAGGCGGAGGAGAAGAAGAUAAGCUGGCAAACAAGUGGUGGGAGAGAGUAGAUGUGUCGGCGAUGGCCGGAAUGGAUUCCGGCAGCGGCGGCGGCUCUCGCUACCUCCACCACCUCCUUCACCCACCGCAGCCGCAGCAACCGCCGCCGCCGCCACCCCACGACCAAUCGGCGACCUCUAACCCCUCGCCGGAGAAAAACCCGAAGGCCUCCCCCGACGAAGGUGCCAACAGAGACCAGCCCACCACCUCUGCCGGGCCGACCCGCCGCCCGCGCGGUCGGCCGCCGGGGUCGAAGAACAAGCCGAAGCCGCCGAUAAUAAUCACUCGCGACAGCCCCAACGGCCUCCACUCGCACAUGCUGGAGGUGGCCAGCGGCGCCGACGUGGUGGAGAGCGUGACGGAGUACGCGCGGCGGCGGGGAAGGGGGGUAUGCGUGCUGAGCGGCGGCGGCGCGGUGGUGAACGUGUCGCUCCGACAGCCGGGGGCGGCUCCGCCUGGGAGCGUGGUGGCGACUCUGACGGGGCGGUUCGAGAUCCUCUCGCUGACCGGGACGGUGCUGCCGCCGCCGGCGCCGCCGGGGGUGGGGGGGUUGACGGUGUUCCUGGCCGGUGGGCAGGGGCAGGUGGUUGGGGGAAGCGUGGUGGGCCCGCUGGUGGCUGCGGGGCCGGUGAUGCUGAUGACCGCCACGUUCGCCAAUGCCGUCUACGAGCGGCUGCCGCUGGAGGGGGAGGAUGAGGCGGCAGCGGCAGCCGCGGUGCAGGCGCGGCAGACGUCGGCGUGUCAGUCUUCUCCGGUCACUACGGGUGGCGAUGAGGGUGGCGGAAGUGGUGGUGAUGGCGGUGUUCCAUUCUAUAAUUUGGGUGCAAGCAUGGGGAAUUAUCACUUCCCGGGGGAUGCUUAUGUGUGGGGUGGAGGUGGGGUUAGGCCACCUUUUUUAUCCUGAAUGGAUGCUUUACAAUGGUGAUAGGAGAAGGUGAACUCAAAGAAGAAGAAGUGGUAGUGCAUGCUGAUUUUGGGAUCUUAUGUAUGGAUUAGAACUAUGCAGAGCAAGAAAGACACUUUAUUUGCAGUCACUAGUAAGACAUGAGGUCUGGAGUGAUAGAGGAGUUGUUUUACUUGGCUUUGUCUGGAAGCGAGAUGGUGUUUGAGAUAUGGUUAUUGGGACCCUGAUUUUUUAGGGUAGUUUUUGUCUGGUGUCAGUGAAAGAGGAAUGAGGUAAAAAAUUCUCAUUGCGGGCUUUUAUAUUGAAGCUGGAGAAAAUGGAGGGAUGAGAAUAGAAAGAAGGGAAGACGAGAUGGGAUUGCCAAGCUUCCAAGGUCAGGAUUCAAGGUUCAUGUUCAAUUCACGUCAGGUUUUUUUUUCUCUCUCAUCCCUAUCUUCUUCUUUACUCUACCGUAUGUUCAUAUGACGGUUUCUGCAGAUCUGAUGUAGAAAAUGUGCCAUAGUUCUUGUUUAUAAAUGCUCCACUGUGUUGUAUAUAUAAUUCUCGAUGUUGUAUAUCAAAUGUUAAACAAUCGACUUAUCUCAGUCAUAGCUGAUAAAGGUUCGAAGGAUGUAAGUACUUGCUCUUCUGAUUUGAUCUAAGUUUGCCAAUAUUCAGUGAA
This is a messenger RNA of Phoenix dactylifera (date palm), 2178 nucleotides long. The record is from RefSeq and is a predicted model, not a curated record. Lineage: Eukaryota; Viridiplantae; Streptophyta; Magnoliopsida; Arecales; Arecaceae.